AUGUAUUAUGUAGUGAUCGAUAUUUCGUUACAGUUUUGGAUUAACAAAACCUUGUUUUAUGGUAUCACAGUGGAAUAUUUUCGUGCAAUGGUCAAAACUCUGUUCUGGAUUAUAAGCAACAAUAAGCUUAAUACUAGGGCUAAUUUAGUCACCAAGGGUUGGCAAGGUGAUCCUCGCUGCCCACAUUGCAACCUAGUGACAGAAACUCAAGAUCACUUGUUUAUCCACUACCCAUUUGCAGGUUCUGUUUGGUCUUCUCUCCUUCCUCAUGUCCCUGAGGGAAUGUGGAACUGCAGAAAUAACAUGAUAUUUAGAGAUAUCCAAGCUAAUCCCUCUCAUAUUGCAUCUAAUAUCGCUAGAUAUACCAUGUUUUGGACAGGGGCUGAAGAUGAUAGGCUUGCAAGGCGGCUUCGAAGGGCAGCUCAUAAUCUGAAGCUGCAGGAUAUAGCCAAGGAAAAUGUAGCAAGGGAUAUCGGUGACAACUUCUCAAAGAGUACUAGUUAA
Asparagus officinalis (garden asparagus) is the source of this 504-nucleotide messenger RNA. RefSeq lists its product as uncharacterized. Lineage: Eukaryota; Viridiplantae; Streptophyta; Magnoliopsida; Asparagales; Asparagaceae. The transcript is spliced from 3 exons. The record is from RefSeq and is a predicted model, not a curated record. The coding region runs from base 1 to 504 and encodes 167 amino acids.